UCGGCUGGACCAGUCGGAUAAAACCAGAAGGAAUAAAAACGGAAACGGAAACGGUGCGGUGUGUGACAACUAGCAAGCAACCCAGGAUAACUACCCAUAACUAGGAAGUGUGAUUUGGGGGCGUUUGUGCGUGGGCGGUCGGAAUUGGGUCAUUCGGGUGGAAUUCUUAUGAUUUUGAGUGCUAGUGGCUCCAGAGAGUGGGUUGGAAACUGAGAAGAAGUCGGAUUAAGCGGAAAGGUGAUAAGCAACUAAUUUGGUUCCUUUGAUUAAAGCAAAAUAUUGUGAAUAGUGCAAGUGCUUGAAUGUACACACGAUUGUUGAAGAUUUCCGGGAAACGUGAGCGAUUUUGUGCAGUUACACCCAAUUAGUAACGAUUUUUUACGGAAAGUAAUUGCAAUAAAAUUCACGGAACGAUUUGAAAGAGUUCGGAUGAAUGAGUCCGGUGUGGAAGCUGUUCUGGAAAUUUAACCAUUAUCUGAAAAACCUCUUGGAUUAAGUGAUUUUUGUGAAGCGGAAACAACACCUGGAGUGGGGUUUUUGGAUUUGUGAGCCCAAACUGAGUUCUGAAAUUUUCCUUGGAUCCGCCUACAAAGUUCCACGGAAAAUUUUAACUGCUCCGAGAAACACAGAAAAGAUUUACCAGUUUCUUGAGAAGGGAUUCAUCCCGCGGAUAACUUCAAAGUGCUAAACCAACAAGCAAACAAAUUUAAAACGCACCACCCCCUCCCCCCCUUGGAAAUAAAACGAUUUUCCCGUUCCCAGCGAAUGGUGAGUGGCAGCCAUUGGCAAUAUUGGAUCAAAGUCGGGAACCGUAGAACCGUGAUCGGGGGGCAGCUCGGAUUUUCCGCCGAAACCGAAACAUGACCGAGUCGUCCUUUGUGUACGGAGUGGAACUGAAAUCGCCACCCCCAACGAGUGGAAUCGACGACGGCCUAACCAAUUACGACCGCUUUCUGAAAUCGAAAACCGCAAUGAUGGCGGGCGGCUUCCUGGGACCAUUGGCCGGAAAUGUAACGGACUUGCUGUACCUUCAGUCGACGAUCGAAACGACGCUGGACCACUAUCAGCAGCAGCCGUACCAUCAUCUGCAUCAUCAUUCGGCAACGACGACGACGACGACGCUGAUUGCCAGCUAUGCCGCGGCGUCCUUCGGUCCGGAUCACGUCAAUCUGACCAGUUCCCUGGGACGGAUUCUGCAGCACAAUCUGAUGGGCCAAUGGACGACGUCGUUCGGGGGUGCCGGAACAUCACCGGUUCCGAUUGGCGGUACCAGAUCUUCGGCCUCCGAUGCCGGCGGAAGUGAGGGCGUCAUUGUUUCGGCGACGGCAGCCGGUCCCGGAAGUGUCGUCGUCACGGGUUCGACGGGGGCAGCCUCUCGAGCAGCAGUAGCAGCAGCCGGUGGUUCCGGGGGCGAUUCGACUUUCCAAAACAAUCUCAUCGUGCCGCUGUAUGCGGUCAUCUUUCUGCUGUCGGUGGUCGGAAACCUGCUCGUUAUUCUAACGCUGGCCCAGAACAAACGGAUGCGGACGGUCACCAAUGUUUAUCUGCUGAAUUUGGCCAUAUCGGAUCUGCUGCUCGGUGUAUUUUGCAUGCCGUUUACUUUGGUCGGCCAGGUUCUCCGGAAAUUUGUCUUCGGCAGCAUUAUGUGCAAAUUGAUUCCCUAUUUCCAAGCCGUUUCCGUCUCGGUAGCCGUCUGGACCCUGGUGGCCAUCUCCCUGGAGCGAUUCUUCGCUAUCUGCCGGCCCCUCUCAUCUCGCCGGUGGCAAACCCAGUUCCAUGCCUACAAAAUGAUAGCCCUGGUGUGGAUUCUCAGCUUGCUGGUAAAUUCUCCGCUCUGCUACGUCCAGCGCCUGACACCGGUCUAUCAAAGGCCCACGACGAUGACAUCGACGACAACGACAACAACAAGUGGCAUCAAUGGGGGCGCCAUCUUGCUGGAAAACCACCCGAUGAAGUGCCGGGAGAUGUGGCCCCACAAGUCCUACGAGAAGGCCUACGUUCUGUUCCUCGACGCGGGGCUGUUGUGUUUUCCGCUGCUCACCAUGGGAUUUGCAUAUUCGAUGAUUGUGUCGAAACUGUGGCGUGGGCUGAAGCGGGAAAUUAAACAUUCCAACCAGCAGCAACAAUUGCAAAUUAACUAUUCCAUCAACGCAGUGUCCAGCUUCGACAAAACCUCAGCCCUGGGCUCAACGACGACGAUGGCUCGUUCCCACGAAACCAGCACCGGUAACUGCUAUUUACUGACGGCGCCCGGUUCUCAGAAUUUAAAUCCACACUCACCCGGAUCUUCAUCGCUGGGCCAUCUCGAGCCACAGCCCACAAGCAAACGCACCAUCUUCAAGGGAGGGCGAUCCAAUUGUGGUGGCGGAGGCGGAAAAUCCGGAAAAACCACCUCGAUUGCGGCCAUCGCAAACAGCAAUAACAAUUAUUGCUACUCCUCACCGUACGGCAGCAAAAGCGUUUUUCAUCAUCCCCGGAAUGGAGGCGGCGGAGGCAGCACUACUUUUGGCGAGAAUGGACCCAGUCAUGUCUUUUCGGUCGAUGGCAAAAACUCCUGCCAAUCCCGGCCACCGCGGAUGGUCCGUUUUCAGGUGCUUAAGGACUUUAUGGAGACCCAUCGCCAGAAGAGAACGAAACCGGUGAUAGCCCUAAAAUCGACAACGAUAGUGCCCUCUCCACUGCUCGGUGGUCUUUUGCCCGGAUCUCCGUUCGGAUGUUACACGGCAGAGACCAUCCUGAGCCAUCAUCCCCAGGACCAUCAUCCCCAGGACCAUCAUCAUCGGACGACUUCGGUGCAGCAACAGCAAAUCGGCGGAGGAUGUGGUUCAUCAGCAAUGGCGCCACUGCCACUGCCGCCAUCAUCAUCCGGUGCCAGUGACAGUUGUGCAGCCGUCAACAACCCUAACAAUGGUGUGGCCCUUGCUGCCGUGACAGCGGCCUCAGUUGGUGCCACCGCUUCCAUCCUGUCUUCCUCUUCCCCUGCCGGUGCAGCAAAUCUGACCGCAAACGGAACUGCCGCCGGAAUGCCACUUCUGAUGGUCGAUCCAUACGUGACGGCCACAUCAUUCUCCCGGCAGGCCAUCCGGUCCACCUACAUGGACAAAAGCAUCGAGGCCAAGAAGAAGGUCAUCAGGAUGCUGUUUGUAAUCAUUGUCGAGUUCUUCGUAUGCUGGGCCCCGUUGCACAUCCUGAAUACGGUGUACCUGUAUAAACCGGCCUUCGUCUACAAGUAUGUUAGCAGUAAUGGAAUCGCGCUGGUCCAGCUGAUGGCCUACAUAAGCUCCUGCUGUAAUCCAAUUACCUACUGCUUCAUGAAUCGACGAUUCCGGCAGGCGUUCCUCAACAUAUUUGGCUGCUAUCGGCAUCGUUUGCCGCUGUGUCUGUGCUGCUGCUUCCGGUGUCCCCAGGAUGAUGUGCAGCUGGAUCCGGAAUCAAAAUCGGCUGGUUCCCGGGCCAAUGGGACCAACACUUGCGGAGCUGGACAGGUCGGCAACAAUUCCGACGUUUCCGGCAACGAUUCGUUGCCGUACACUGGGCGCAGUAUCGUUCAGCGAUCCGAGAUCAUGGUUCUAGAAUCCGAGGAUCGUGUUUAGCAACGGCUCCGAUCACGUGGCAAGUUCAGUCUCCAUAGUCAAUUCGAUCAGCUCGAAUCGGAUCGCUCAGGUGACACAGAUUAUCGAAACAGAUCCGGAGGAUGCAACGUUUCGUUUCAAAAUCACGUGGUCGAAGUCUUCUUCCUCUUCCGCUAAUCAGCCGAAGGUUAUCAAUGGUUGUGAUAAGGAACGGUACUCGUAGUUUUGCUUGGAAUCAACAAACGAGAGACAAAAAUCAAAAAGUUCGUUCCCCCCUUUUCUACCUUGUAUUAUAGAAAGACUUUCAAUCAGAAUUGGUGACGCAUUCUAACUUUCAAACGAUAGCAAAACUUUCCCACUCUCUUCAAUGUUUAAGGUAUUUGUCAAAAGGAUCGUGAAGAACAGGAUUCUCUAACCUGUUUCUAGAAUUUAUGUACUUAUUUUACUCAUAAAAUUCAUGAAAAAAUACUUUCGUUUAUAAAUCAGAAUAUAACUAAGACGUUAGACGUUAGCUCAAUGAUUGAAUAAAUUCCGAAACUAAAAAACCCUGAAUAGCUUCGGAUUGAAGAUUUCCGAUCCGAAACCCACCCCGAAUAUCAAACAAAACACUGCAAAUGUACAAAACCGAAAACAGAAACUGAAGAAGCUUGAAUCAAGACUUGAACACGGAACCAACUACAAACUAAUGUUUAAUUACAAAAUCACACUAGCAUGCAGUCGAAAAAAUUGGUUGUUUAAACCACUUUACAACAGGAAAUCGUUAACUCAUCGACGUGGAAAGCAACGAUUACAAUUUAUCUGUACAUAGAUUUGAUAAACAAAAAAAACAGAAACGAAUACAAGUUUGUUGUUGAAAUUUGUAAAACUUCCGUUUUGUUUACCGAGUCAGUUGUACUGAUUAGAUGAACAAUAAUGCAUAAGCGAUCUUAUAGGUCUCAAGUACCUACAUGUUGGUGUCAAGUUAAUUAGAAGAAUAGUUAUAAGUAAUAAACGUUCCAAUGUGAUAUUUUCACCACAUGUGAAUGUGUAACAGAAGAAAAAAACAGUUUUAUUGAUAAUAAACGUUAAGAGCAA
Uranotaenia lowii is the source of this 4646-nucleotide messenger RNA. RefSeq lists its product as uncharacterized. The record is from RefSeq and is a predicted model, not a curated record. Bases 861 to 3593 code for a protein of 910 amino acids. The transcript is spliced from 11 exons. NCBI's taxonomy places the organism in Eukaryota, Metazoa, Arthropoda, Insecta, Diptera, Culicidae. Gene Ontology annotation, molecular function: neuropeptide receptor activity. Gene Ontology annotation, biological process: neuropeptide signaling pathway. Gene Ontology annotation, cellular component: membrane.